Messenger RNA from Monascus purpureus, 885 nucleotides. Lineage: Eukaryota; Fungi; Ascomycota; Eurotiomycetes; Eurotiales; Aspergillaceae. The record is from the annotation of a GenBank genome assembly.
AUGGCAGACAUCGCACAUACUGAAGUUCUGUCUCAGUUCCAACAACUCAUAGGGGACAAGGACGAUCUGACGGCUCAGCUUGCAAUCAUCCGCAUAAGCGAGCCUAUUUUCUCAGAAGCGGAAUCUGAAAAUGCAAACCGCACGCCGCUGAAACGUGGUUCAGAUGCUUCUACACUGAGUAAUCCGACACCCGCGUCUCUCGAAACUGACCUGGCGCAUUACAAGGAGCUGUUUUCAAAGCUACGCUUUUCCUACGUCGAACAAGUAACGAAAGAGAAAUUUCUACGCGCCAUUGUCGGUGAUCCGCCGCUUGUGGUCGGACAUAAUGAAAACGUUGAAUUAGAAACACAAUUGGCAGAGGUGAAAGCGGAGCUCCGUUCCCGUAAAGAGGAGGUGCGGGUUAUGCUUGAGGAAAUGGAUAAGACGAGUCGCGAUCUCGCGAAGCGUUACAAAAACGUUCAGCUGCAGAUGACGCAGCUCUCCACACUCCCCGAGUCGAUUGCGAACCUCGACUCAACAAUUGCUUCCUUGCGCGCAAAGCAGGUGGCAAACAUGGACACAUCCAGUUCUAGCAAUCUUUCAUCUUCGCAGAAUCUCACUCUCCCCGCGACUUUGUCUCUGUUGUCCGAGCGAGAGGCCGAGCUUGCUGCACUAAACCGUCAGCUAGCUACACUGCAGAACAGCCUCCCUCGGAAGACAAGAGAAGCCGAGGCCAUGGAGCGAGAACUACAUGCUCUAGAAAGGAGGAAGGUUGAGGCAACAGCGCAGGCACGCGAGGCCCAGAGAAAGAAACAGGAGGGCGAGAGUGAUGGUCUCGAGGAGACAGGGCGAUGGUACCGAAGUGCGGAAGAAACGCUGAAAAAGCUGACCGAGGUAAAAGGAUGA